This is a messenger RNA of Dreissena polymorpha, 936 nucleotides long. RefSeq lists its product as uncharacterized. The transcript has 3 exons. Bases 1 to 552 code for a protein of 183 amino acids. NCBI's taxonomy places the organism in Eukaryota, Metazoa, Mollusca, Bivalvia, Myida, Dreissenidae. The record is from RefSeq and is a predicted model, not a curated record.
AUGCAUUAUGCACAGUUUUCUCAGAGAACGACUCAUAUUAUUCUUGUGUCAUUUAAUCCAGCCACAAACUUCACUCUGCCGCCGACGCCCGCCCAUCCUGCUGAUUACCACACGUUCCUGCUCUCUGACGGCUCCGUUGUUUCGUUCAGGGUUAUUCAGAUUGAAAUGGACUUUUAUUCGGCCCAAGCAAACUGCGAGUCGGAGGGAGCUACUUUAGCUCGAAUAACCACCAUCGCCAAGAUGCAGCUGUUCCAACACAUUCUGCGGUCUUGGGGAUCAGUACCAGCCUUAAGAGACCACUGGGUUAGCGGAAUAAGGCCAAUCGUCGCCAAUACAAGUGACUGGAUAACGGAUUUCGGCGAGCCCAUACCUUCUACCCGGGACUUCUGGCAAGGCGGUUCCUUGGACUAUGUGUAUGACAACUGGCUGAUUGAAUAUCCCACAUACCCGAUGGAAACAGAGCCUUGUGUUGUGUUUUAUUUCCCUGACUUCUUCUUGAAUAAUGUUCCGUGUGUGAUAUCCCUUACGUAUUCAAUAUGUGAAAAACCAUAAUUUGAAAAAUUAUGAAAAACAAAAAAUCAUAUAAUGUGGACACUUAUAUAGUUCUACUUAACACAAAUAUUCUGUUAAAUAUAUAUAUUUAUAUUAUUUGAUCAUAAGUUACUGUGCAUGAUGUUUAUAGCGUUAAGGAGUUUCUUUAAAAAAAUUAGCCAUUCAAAUCAUUCAACAAGGCGGUGACCCCAGCUUUAUUCAUAUUUUGUGUUUAUAUUGGUUUGAAUUGUGCUGUAUUGUGCUGUUUUGUAUUGUUUGGGCAAUCGGUCACUUGCCGUAAAUAAAGGACCAUCUAUUUGUUUUAAUUCAUGUGUAUGCUUCCUUCUAUAUGCAUGUUAAAAUGCACUAUCUGAAAAAAUAAACCUCAUUGAUGCAAACCUUCAA